GAUGUGGAAGGUAAGACAUGUUUUGUGAGGCCGUUGUUCAUACUUACUAUGUGUUGAGGCACAGCAAUUAUCACUAUAUGCACAGGGGUGAUCGUAUCUUCAACAAAUGGACCAAUUCCAAACAACAACAUGUCAAGGAUCAGUAUUAAUGAUUUUCUGGUGUUGAGUCCAACUGACUACCGUGCCAGUAGGCUCCUAUGCGAGUCCCAACGGACCCAGAAUUACAUCAGUUUACACUACGGUUGUCUCGUUGGUGAUGGGAGUGGUCCAGUGACCUGUGCUCGUGAAGGUCCGCAGGCCACACCAGAUCGUGGCAGAGUGGCGCGGGGAUGGGUUGGAAGAAGUGGCCAGAGGGGGGAUUAUAGAGUCUAUUCACUGCAGAGGAGGUUGGAAAAUGCAGAGGAAGGGUAUUUCAACUGUGUUAUGGAGGGCGAUAUUAACCCUCUAUCGGGUCUGUUCGUUCUGCAUCCCAUCACUGCGGUAACUGCAUUUAUUGAGGUGGAGGCGGGAACAUUGACAUUCCGAGUGAGGUGUACCUCCACUGGUGGUAGAGCUCUC
Geodia barretti is the source of this 558-nucleotide messenger RNA. The record is from the annotation of a GenBank genome assembly. NCBI's taxonomy places the organism in Eukaryota, Metazoa, Porifera, Demospongiae, Tetractinellida, Geodiidae.